This is a messenger RNA of Pogoniulus pusillus (Red-fronted tinkerbird), 1812 nucleotides long. RefSeq names its product nicotinamide riboside kinase 1 (gene NMRK1). The coding region runs from base 221 to 847 and encodes 208 amino acids. The record is from RefSeq and is a predicted model, not a curated record. Gene Ontology annotation, cellular component: cytoplasm. Gene Ontology annotation, molecular function: ribosylnicotinamide kinase activity. Lineage: Eukaryota; Metazoa; Chordata; Aves; Piciformes; Lybiidae. The transcript has 9 exons.
GGCCAUCCCCUCGCGGGUGACGCUACGGGAGAGGCAGGAGGUUGGCGGAAAGCCCCCGCCGGAGGCGGCCAAUGGGGAUGCGCAGCGGGAGCGGGGCAGCGGCGGCGCCGCGCGUAAAGCGGUGGGUCUCGUGUCCAGAGGGCUGUCGGUGGCGGCGAGGUGCGGAGUGGAGACGUGCGCGGCGUGUCCCGGCGGCACCGUAAAAGGAAGAAAACGAACAAUGAGAGUAUUGGUUAUUGGCCUUGGAGGUGUAACAAAUGGGGGAAAAACAACUCUGGCAGGAAAACUUAAGAAAAUGCUUCCCAAGUGUGACGUAAUCUCUCAGGAUGAUUUCUUUAAGCCCGAGUCUGAAGUAGAAACAGAUGAACGUGGAUUUAAACUAUAUGAUGUACUUGAUGCCCUCUACAUGGAUGAAUUGGUGAAAAGUAUUCGCAAUUGGAUGAAAAGCCCAGCAAGCUCAGGUGUUUUGACAGAGCUGCAGAGUCCAUGUGACAAUCCGAAAAAUACAGAAGAUGUUUAUAUUUUGAUUGUUGAAGGCUUUCUGCUAUACAAUUAUAAGCCACUUAAUGAACUAUGGCAUAGAAGAUAUUUUUUGACACUUCCUUAUGAAGAGUGCAAAAGAAGGAGGAGCACCAGGGUCUAUCAGCCAGCAGAUACACCAGGUUACUUCGAUGGACACGUAUGGCCUAUGUAUCUGAAAUACAAAAAUGAAUUGGAAGAGAACGCAAGUAACAUUGUUUAUUUGGAUGGAACAAAAUCCCAAGAGGAGCUUUUAGCCAGUGUGUAUAGUGAUAUAAUGCAAGAACUAAAAAAACUGAUGGAAGGAACUCAGCAGGUCACAGAAUAAUAACGUAGGAAGCCUGGGUUCCCUUUGAUACCAAUUGGAAACCAAGACUCACACUUGGUGAGCCAACCGACUGAGCAGAUGCUGCAUGUAUGUCCAUACAACACAAGUGAAUGCGUAGCUACUAUUGACUGAGUCUCAGAUACUCCUGAAUAGUAUCAACAGUGCAGUUCUUUAAUCAGUCACACUUUGGUUGAUCUUUAAAUCUGAUUGAACAUGUACAUUUUAAAGACUAUGAACAGGUUUUUUGUGUACAAAACUAAAUUGUAAAGAUGCAGAACUGCUGGAUUAGUAACUGUAUUCAAACACAAAUUAAUGCAAUUUGAAGUGUCCAUACAGGAGUGACAGUUAUUACUCCUAAUAUUUUUAUGAGCUUCUAAUCACUGAUAAAUCUGGUUAGAGGUACUAACUAUAUGCCUUGACAAAAUUAAGAUUGUAUAAGCUGUUACGCCAAUUAUUCAGUAAGUGAAGUUGGUUCUGAAAACAUCAAAACUGAGCUUACUUAGACUUGUUAAAUACCUCUGUGGCGGGUGUAAAAUAAUUUUUGUAUGAUGUACUGUAUGGAACAGUAAGGGAUGGAUAUUUAAAAAAAAGUGUAGUUAAGUUGGGUUGUUGGAAAAAGUAAGUGAAUAAGAUGUUGGAAAGAAUUCAGAUGCAUCAUUUUCAAGAUGAAGUACAUGUAUUGUGCUGAGAUUGAGAAUCAGGAUGGCACAGACUACUACAUGAUGAAUGUACACUUCAGAGAGGAGGAAGGAACAUUCAUAAUUGAAACUAUAGUAAUGAAGCUGUUCAGAAAAUGGGUAUGUUAGAUGUAUGUAAAACUUCAUUACAGGAUUUGUGUACAUAGCUUUAGGCAAACUUGGAAACUGGGAAUUUGAAUCUUAUGUGGUUACUGUAUAACUGAUGUACUAACUUUCAUUGUUUUCUAUGCAAUAGCCAGAAUAAAAAUGAAGCUACAGACAUGAAAA